Messenger RNA from Paraglomus occultum, 487 nucleotides. Lineage: Eukaryota; Fungi; Glomeromycota; Glomeromycetes; Paraglomerales; Paraglomeraceae. The record is from the annotation of a GenBank genome assembly.
UUGGGCAAGUGUUAUUACUGGGUUGAUUGUUGCCAGCAUUCCCACUAGUAUUCCCACCAGUAUUCCCACCACAUCAGGUAAACACGAUGUGCCAUCCGGACAACAUCCACCAUCCUUGUCUUUGCAUUCAAAAGUUCCGGCUGGGCAACUAAAUGUACCCGUACUGUUUGAGGGAGUGUUGGUCAAUAUUCUAGUCGGUACAGAGAUACGAGAUUCGCCAGGAAUUCCAUCUCUUCUUGAUAUCGAGCGUUGUGUGGCGGAAGAAAAGCUAUUUAAAAUCGCAAUAGUAAGAACAGGUAUCAAGAUAAAGUUCCUCAUGGUGGGGGGAAUCUUGAAUCAAUCAAGAGAGAGUGAGGGAAAGAGGGGGAGGGGAACGGUGGAUGUGUCGAAAAGGUUCGAACCGAGGAUGGGAUUUGAGAGCAAACACUUUCAACGUUUGCGUGGUCGCCGCAUAUUUAUGGGCUGCAUCGCAAUAGUCGUAUUGUAA